Molecule: messenger RNA, 9611 nt
Organism: Chlamydomonas reinhardtii
Lineage: Eukaryota; Viridiplantae; Chlorophyta; Chlorophyceae; Chlamydomonadales; Chlamydomonadaceae
Exons: 18
Coding region: 99-9311 (3070 amino acids)
Molecular function (GO): ATP binding; nucleic acid binding
Source: RefSeq, a predicted model, not a curated record
GAUGACUUAUUGGCAGGAUGGCAGCUGUGUAAAUAUAGUUUUGCGUGGCGCAGCACACGCAGCAGUGAUGCUCGCCUGGAGACUGCAGGAUGGCGCGCAUGGUUGCGUAUCGAUCGCUAACCGGAUUGAGUGGCGUAGUGGAGCUCGGGGAGCAGGUAGACUCGGACGUCGGAGACUUGCGUAGUAAAAUCUCCUCUGCCCACCCCGCGCUCUCGCGUUUCAAGAUAUUAUUUAAGGGCGCACCGGUCCUCGACAGCACCCCCGUGGCGGACCUGGGACUGGGACCCCAUGACUUCCUGACCCUCAUCCCGCUGGCGGCCGGCAAGGACCGCAAGGGCGCCCGCGGCGCGGCCCCCACCGGCGCAGCCGCCGCCGCAAGCGCAGCCCCCGGACCACCGCCUCCCACUGCCGCCGGCCGCAGCGCCCCAGCUGCGCCUGCGCCAGCCGCUACUGCCACAGCGCCCGGGCCGCCAGCGGCAGCAGCAGCAGCAGCAGCAGCAGCAGUAGCAGAGGAGCUACUGCCGGUCCCGCUCUCCGUCGACCAGCACGUGCCGUACAGCAGCCACGGCCACGGCGGUCUGAUCACGCUGCUGCCGGGUUACGAGUCGCGUCCAAACCGCACGCCCACCAAACUACGGCAGCUGCCGCCGCCGCCGCCGCAGCCGCAGCCGCAGCAGCUGCAGGCUGCGGCGUCCGUAGUCCCGCCGCUCCCUCCUCGCGCCGCCGCCGCCGCUGCUGCUGCUCCUAUCCUUGCUGCUGCUCUUGCGGCGGCUGGCGUCCCUCCUGCAGUCCAGCACGCGGAGCCCCCGCUGCAGGCGGAGCGCCGCCCGACUGGGGUGGGCGCUGGGCAGGGUCAGGAUGUGGGCGGCGGGCCGGGCCAGGUUCAGGGGAGCGUUCCGGAGGUGAGGAGCAGCAGCCGGCGGCCGCCGCCGCAGCGCUUCCUGUUCGGCCCCGCCAAGCCGCCAGAGGAGAGCGCCGCCUGCGCGCCGCCUCCAGCCCAUGCAGCGCACGCGGUGGAGCCGGCGCCGGCGGCAGCAGCCGCUACGCAGCCCCUUUCAGCGGCUGCGGCAGCAGCAGGAGCGGCUGCUGCCGCGGCGCGCCUGCCGUACGCAUCCGCGUCCGGUGCGCAGUCCGCAGCGGCCACAGACGUGCAAGGCCAUGACAGCGCCGGCGGAGCGGCUGUAGCGCCUGAAGGAGGCGCUGCGGCCGCCGCCGCCGCCACCGCCGCCGGCAGCAGCACGUCAGGCGACUUGCUGUCGGAGCUGUUUGCAGAGCUGGGCUCGGCGCCGCUAAGCCGGCGCGGCCAGGAGCAGCGCUCGGAGCAGGCGGCGGGCGCGGUAGCAGCUGGGGCAGCUGGUGGCGGAGGUGGGGGUGUUGGUGCUAGUGGAGGCGGAGGCGGAGCGGGGGAGGCGGCUGUGCUUUCCGGCAGUGCGGCCGCCGCCGCCGAAGCGAUGGGCGCCCCGGCUGCCACUGGCCGUCGGCGCGGUGGCGGUGGCGCGGCGGCGCGCGGCGGCCGCGGCAAGGCAGAGGCGUCUGUUGCGUGCCGUGGGCCUGCGGCAGUAGCAGCUGCAGCUGCAGCAGCGGCUGCUGGCACCGCCUCGGAUGUGGAGGUACGGGAGGCGGGCGUGGGGGAGAUGCAGCAGGCAGGACAGGCAGGGGCGGAGGGUGAGGAGCCCGAGCAGCUGCUGCGGCCGCCAGCAAAGCGGCCACGCCGCGCAGCCGCCGCGGCCGCGGCCGCCGCCAUCGCGACGGCUGGCGGCGCCCGGCGCAGCCGCGGCAGCGCAGCUGCACACACCGGCGCUGCUCGCACUGCUGCCGCCGCUGCCGCCGCUACUGCAGACGCGGCUGCCGGUGGUGGUGAUGAGGACAUGGCGGUCACCUCGGCAUCUGAGGACUCGCAGGGUGCUGAUGAGGACGUCAAUGUGAUUGAGGAGGAGGAGCGGGAUGCAGGGGAGGAAGAGGCGGCACGGGGCCCAGUGAAGGGGCAGGGGCACCGGGGGAAGCGGCUGCGCAGUUCCGGGCCGGCGGGACGCAAGGGCGGCAAGCAGCGGCCGAUCACUGGAGCCUCCGACGGCGACGACGUCGCCGGGCAACGGGACGAGGCGGCGGCACUGGUGGGCAGCAGCAGCGGGAGGGCUGCAGCCGGUGGGACGCGCCGGAAGCAAAAGGCACAACAGGUGCAAGGGGGCGCAGCCGCCGGCACAGGGCGGGGCGGAGCUGUCAAGGACGGCGCAACAGCGGGGCCGGAGGCCGCCACUGCAUCGCAACCGUCACUCGGCACCACCACCGCCGCCGCCGCCGCCGCCGCUGCAGCAGCCACAGGAGGCGGCGACGGCGGCGGCGACGGGGCGGUGCGGACGGAUGGCAUUGGCGGCGCGCGGCCUCGAGGGCGUGGCGGCACCUACCCGCGCUCGGGCCCGGCGUUUGACCGCGCCGCCGCCGACUGCCUGCUGCCGCUGCCCCCUGCGCUGGUGCGGCUGGAGCGGCUGUUCGGGCGGCUCAACACGCUGUACGCCUUCAUGGUGGGCCGCCAGGUGCAGAUGACCUGGGCGAACGCGUCAUCCGCGCUGGCGGCCGGCGCCCCGGCGUCGCAGCAGCAGCCAUCAGCAGGCGCUGGUGGUGCCGGCGCCGGUGCUGCUGGUGCUGGUGGUGGUGCUGGUGCUGGUGGUGGCGGUGAUGGUCCACACAAGGGUGUGGGUGUGGGUAUGUGUGUGGGUGUGGGUGUGGGUGAUCACUACAGCCUGGACGACCUGCGGAUGGCGGCGGCCAUGGCGCCCGGGGUGCUGGUGGUCAAGCAGCCGCCGCCGCACGUCGUGACGGUGGCGGCGGCCGGCGGCGGCGGCGGUGAAGGUGGAGGUGGAGGUGGAGGCGGCGGUGGAGGUGGAGGCGGGCGCUGCACGUGCUGGGGUGGGGCGGGUCAGGCCGGUGGCGGCGCUGAUGAGCAGGCCGCGCCCGCGCCUGGCGGUUUCCUUCCUGAUGGUGAUGCUACAGCUGGGACUGGUGCAACACCCGCUACAGCCGGCGGCGGCGGCGGCAGCCUUCACACGGUGCUUGCCGCGCAGGGCUGGCAGACGCGCAUGGCGGACCGCACCUCGCUCAUGGACGCGAUCACGACCGCCGCCGUGACGGAGCGGGAGGAGCAGCAGGCGCACCGGGCCUGGCGCGAGCAGCAGCAGCGGGCGGGGCAAGACCCGCAGCAGCAGCAGGAGCAGCAGAAGCAGGAGGAGCAGCACCCGCAGCAGGCGGGGAAAGAGCAGCAGCAGGAGGGGCAGGCAGGGAGUGGAGGCGGGGCGGGAACCGGGGGUGUUGACGGCGGCGGUGGCGGCGGCGGCGUGUGUGGCCACUGCCGGGCUCAGGCGGCACAGGCCGCUGCUGACGCGGCCGACGCGGCCGAGAUGCAGCUGCACAUCGAGCUGGUCGACCCGGGCAGGUCUCAGCCGCUGCUUUACGAGGAGCAGGCGGGUGGGCCGGAAGAGGCAACCGAGGAUAGCAAGGGGGCGGAGCCGGCCGGCGGCGGGUCCAAGCGCCGCGUGCGGCGGACAGGCUCUCGGCCGCCACCGGUGCCGCUGGACGACGGGCGGCGGCUGUGGUUCGCGUCCAACGUCAACACCAGGCGCCUGGCCGCCUUCCGCCGCAGCCUGGUCCGCGCGCUGGAGCACCUGCACGCCGACCACCUCCUCGCCUGCGGCCCCACACACACAGCCGCCACCGCAGCCACCAAUCACACCCACGCUAGCAAUCCCUUGCCGCCACAGCCGGAGCCAAAGUCACAGCCGGAGCCACAGACACAGCAGCCUCAGGACGGGGCAGCGGUGGUGCCUAUGGAGUGCGGGGCUGGUGCGAUUACGGCACGAGGUGCUGCUGGUGUCACCACCACCACCGCCACCACCACCACCACAGCCACCACCACCGCCACCGCCACCAUCAUCACUACGAUCACCACCACUACCACAACCAUCACCACCCCCGCCGCUCCCGCUCUCGCUGCCGCUGCCGCUGCCGCUCCCGCUCCCGCUGCCGCUAUCGCGCCCGCCGCCGCCCCCACCGGUACCGGUGCCUAUGGCGGCCCGGGCCCCGGCGCUGCCGAGCACCACCUUGACGCCGCCGGCUGGGACGCCGUGUCGCGCCGCGCCUGGCACCCCGCCUUCCAAGCCGCAGUGGCCGCCGACCGCUUCAGCCGCCAGCAACUCAUGGCCGCAGCCGCCGCCGCGCGAGCCCGCCAGGCGGUCCUGGCGGCGGCCCGCCGCGGCGGCGGCGGCGGCGGCGGAGGCGGCGGGCGGGCGGCGGCGGGCGGUGCGGCGGCUAGGCCGCCCAGUCUGUUGAAGCAGUACGAGCCGUGUACGUCGGCUGCACCGCUGACGCCGCGGCAGCUGCUGCAGCACCUGCAGGAGCUGCCCUGGUACCGCGGGCAGGUGGUGCACGUGGAGGUGCAGCAGGGCCGCCCCGCCGCCUACGCCGUGCCGCGGGCUCCGCUGGCGCCGCCGGUGCUGAGGGCGCUGGCCUGGCUGGGCAUCACCCCCGGCGCCGAGGCCGGAGAGGGCUGCAGCGGCGGCGGCAGUAGCAGCAAUGGCGGCAGUAGCAGCAGCAACGGCGGCAGUAGCAGCAGCAACGGCGGCGGCGUGCGGCUGUAUCGGCACCAGGCGAUGGCGGUGGAUGCCGUGCUGGGGUACGGGCGGCGGCGGCGCCCGGCGGGCGGGAGCGGGGGCGGAAGUGGGGCGGGCGGCGGCGCGGCAGGCGGCAACGCAGGUGCCGGUGGUGGCGGCGGCGACGACGCAGGUGCCGAAGCGGCUGUGCGCGGUCGGGGUCAGCACGUGGUGGUGUGCACCGCCACCGCCAGCGGCAAGUCGCUGUGCUACCUACUGCCGCUGCUGCAGGCUCUGUCUGAGGACCCGGACUCGUGUGCGCUGCUCAUGUUCCCAACCAAGGCACUGGCGCAGGACCAGCUGCGGGUGCUGAGGGGCCUCCUGACCGCGGCCUUUGGACUGCCGCCGCCGGGGCAGCAGCAGCAGCAGCCGGCGCCGGGGGCCUGGGGCCCGGCGUGGGCGGGCCGGGAGGGCUUCGUGCCGUCUGUGGAUGUGUACGACGGUGACACGCCGCAGUACGAGCGCGCCGACGUGCGCGGCCGUGCCCAAGUGCUGCUGACCAACCCCGACAUGCUGCACUGCUCGCUGCUGCCCGCGCACCGGCAGUUCGAGCGGCUGCUGGCCAAACUGAAGCUGGUGGUGGUGGACGAGGGGCACGCCUACCGCGGCGUGUUCGGCGCCCACACCGCCCUGGUGCUGCGCCGCCUGCGCCGCCUGUGCGCGCACGUGUACGGCUCCGACCCGCGCUUCGUCAUGACCAGCGCCACCGUGGCAAACCCGCUGCAGCUGGCAGCCACCGUCAUCGGCCUGCCGCCCCCCCGAAACUGUACGACGCCACCCGCCGCAGGGCCGCCUGCUGGUGCUGGUGCUGGUGCUGCUGGUGCUGCUGACGGAGGAGGAGGUGGUGGUGGGAAGGAAGGGCGGGGGCCGGAGGGGGAGGAGCAGGAGGGGGAGGAGGAGGACGAUGCCGAUGCGGAGCUGGUGCUGGUGGCGGCGGAGCAGGACGGCUCGCCCUGCGCGCCGCGGCGCUUCGUGCUGUGGAACCCGCCGCUCACCGAGAAGGCGCAGAUCGCGGCGGAGGAGCGGCUGCGCGCGGCGCGCCGGGAGCAGCAGCACCAACACCUGCAGCAGCAGGCGGCGGCGCAGCUGGCGGCGGCACAGGUGCUGCAGCAGGGGCAGCACAGCGGCGGCGCAGCCGCGGUGGCGGCGACCGCCGCGGCGGCGGCGGCGGCCGCCGCGGCGGCGAUGAGCGUGAUGUCGCGUACGGAGGCUCGGGCCCGGGCUCGCAUCAGCCGCAACGCCAUUCGGGCGGCGCAGCGGCAGCAGCUGCUGGAGGCGCGUACGGCGCGGGCGCGGGCGGCGCAGCUGGCGGCGCAGCGGCUGGCGCCCGGCGGCGGCGGCCCAGGGCUGGCGGCGGAGAUGGCGGCGGUGGCGGCGGCGGCGGCGCCGCUGCCGGCGCUGAAGGACGCGGUGUUCGGCCAGAGCCCCGGCCGGCGGCGGGAGGGCGCGCGGCGGCUGGAGCAAAUGACGGCGGCGGCGCAGGUGCAGGCGGCGAAUGUGGCGGCGGCCGCCGCCGCGGCGGCGGCGGCGGCGGCGGAUGGCGCUAAGCUGUUUUCAGGCGUUCCAGUUGGUCUGCCGGGAGGAGUGCCGCAGGAGCCGGAGGCGACGGCGGCGGCAGCGACGGCUAGUACCGGCGGCGGUCACGUGAGUCCGGUCAAGCAGGAGCCGCAGGAGGAGGCCGCCGCGCCCGGUGUCGUGGUGGAGGUGGCGGCGGCGGCCGCUGCUCCGCCGCCGCCGCCGCCGCCGUCGCCGCACCACCGCUACCUGCAGGACCAAGGCAAGCCCGCGCCAAGAGCUCGGCCGCUGCCGCUGCCGCUGCCGCUGCCCGCAGCAGAGGCCGCAGACGCAGCAGCAGCAGCAGCAGCAGUAGCAGGGGCAGGAGCAGCAGCGGCGGCGCGGUUCACGCGCGCCCAAGCCGCCGCCAGCGCAGUCAAGCGCGAGCCGGGGCUGGAGGGCUCCGGAGGAGGGGACGCGGCGGCGGUGGUGGCGGCGGUGCGGGCCGCACUCAGCGCCGCAGUGGACGUGGCAGCAGCUGGCGGCGGCGGCGGCGGCGGCGGCGGGAGCUACUACUCCUCGGGCCGCCGGCCUGCGCCGCAGAUGGCCUCUUUGGCCGCCGGCAGCGCAGCCGUCGGCGACACCGCCGCCGCCGCCGUCGCCGCCGCCGCCGCCGCGCCGGUGGGUGCGCCGGCGGCGCCGUUGCCGCCGCGCCGUCAGGUCGUCAUGAGAGGCGGCGGCGGCGGCGCCGCUUCCGCUGCCCUGGGGCUUCAGGCGGUGGCGGGCGAUGUCGCCGCCGCCGCCGGCACCGACCUGCGCUACCUUGCGGAGGCGUUGGCGCGGCUGCCUGACACCGCCGCCUGGGGGCUGAUGGAGGCGCGUGUAGCGCGUGAGAAGCACGGCGCGGCGGGGACGGCUCUGGAGCACCGGCGGGACUCGCCCAUUGUGGAGAUGAGCCUGCUGCUGGCGGAGUGUGUCCAGCACGGGCUGCGCACCAUCGCCUUCUGCAAGAGCCGCAAGCUGUGCGAGCUGGUCACCGCAUACACGCGCGAGACGCUGGCGGCCGUGGCGCCGCACUGCGCGGACCGCAUCAAGGUGUACCGGGCCGGCUACAGCCCCUCCGAGCGGCGCUCCAUGGAGUCUGAGCUGCAGAGCGGCCGGCUGCUGGCGCUGGCCGCCACCAACGCACUGGAGCUGGGCGUGGACGUGGGCGGGCUGGACGUCACACUCCACCUGGGCUUCCCCGGCUCUGUGGCCUCGCUGCGGCAGCAGGCGGGCCGCGCGGGCCGCCGCGAACGCGAGUCGCUGAGCCUGCUGGUGGGCUUCGACGGCCCGCUGGACCAGCACUUCAUGCGCCACCCAGACAACCUGUUCGGGCGGCCCGUGGAGGCGGUGCAGGUGGACACGGGCAACCCGGACGUGUUGCAGCAGCACGCCGCCUGCGCCGCCCUGGAGCACCCGCUGCUGCUGGGCCAGGACGUCGACCUCCUGGGGCCGCGGCUGCCCGCGGCGGCGGAGCGGCUGAUGGCGGCGGGGCUGCUGGCGCGCAGGCCGGGCGUGGCGGCGCCGGCGGCGCUGCAGCCGGGGGAGCUGCAGCUGGGGGCGGGGGUGCAGGCACCGCCGCCGCCGCCGCCGCCGCAGCAGCAGCAGCAGCAGCAGCAGCAACAGCCUGUGUUCGGGGGACAGCCGGACGCGUGGGCCUGCAGCCACCAGCACCACCACCACCACCACCAUCACAGCCCUCAGCCAGGGCAGCAGCAGCAGCAGCAGCAGCAGCAGCAGCAGCAGCAGCAGCAGCAGCAGCAGCAGCAGCAGCAGCAGCAGCAGCAGCAGCAGCAGCAGCAGCAGCAGGCGCUGCAGGGGUGGGGCGACACCGCCACGGGCGCCGCGCCGCCGCCGCCGGACCCACACGCCGGUGGCUUCUUACCCCAGGUGGCGGCGGCUGCGGCAGCAGCAGCAGGCGGCAGCGCUGGCGGCGGCGCGGCAGCCCACACGUCUGCAGCCGCCCUCGCCCCAGCCGCACAACAACACCCAGCACCUGAACACCUGCAGCCGCCACAGCCGCCACAGCCGCCACAGCCGCCACAGCCGCUACAGCCGCUACAGCCGCCGCCGCCUCACCCGCUGUGGAACACGCCGCUGGUGUACACGGGGCCGCACGACCACCCGGCGGCGCUGGUGAGCCUGCGGGCCAUUGACCCGGACCGCUUUGUGAUCUGGGACGAGAGCCGCCGACUGCCGCUGGAGGAGAUCGAGGCCGACAAGGCCUUCUACGAGGUGUACGACGGAGCUGUGUACCUGUUCCAGGGCCGCCCCUACCUGUGCCGCCGCCUGCUGCUGGGCGAGCGGCUGGCGCUAGUGCGGCCGGUGGAUGUGCGCUACUACACCAAGGUCAAGGACUACACGGACGUCAGCCCCGCCCAUCUUGGCGGCAGUAGCAGCAGUAGCAGCACCCGUGGCGGCAGCAGUGGCGGCGGCAGUGGCAGUAGCAGCAGCAGUGGCGGCGGCUGCGGCUCCGCCCGCUGCGAGGGCGCGCUGGUGGUGGUUCGCUACCUGGGCUUCCACCGCGUGUGGCAGGGCAGCGGCCAGGUGUUUGACAGCGUGGAGCUCUUCCUGCCGGACGUGGUGUACGACACACAGGCCACCUACGUGCGCGUGCCCCCCUCCGCUCGUGCCGAGUGCGACGCGCGCGGCCUUGUGUUCCGCGAGGGCGUCCACGGCGCCAACCACGCCCUGCUCAACGUCGUGCCGCUGCUGCUGCUCACCACAAACCCCAGCGACCUGGGCACAGAGUGCGACAACCCGUACGACGCGCGCUACCGCAUCGAGCGACUGCUGAUGUACGACAAGCACCGCGGCGGCAUUGGCCUGUCGGCGGCGGCGGCGCCGCUGUUCCCGCAGCUGCUGGAGCGGGCUUACCAGCGCGUGUCCGAGUGCGGCUGCCCCUACGCCAAGGGCUGUCCGCAGUGCGUGCAGCACCUGGACUGCCGCAACUACAACGCCGUGCUGUGCAAGGCGGGCGCCGAGGUGGUGCUGAGGCACGUGCUGGGGCAGGAGCGCGAGGCGCUGCGGCCGGCGGCGGCGGCGGCGGCGGGGCCGGGGGCGGCGGGGGCGGUGGCGGGGGCGGCGGCGGCGGGCGUGGAGGGCGCGGCGGCGGAGGCGGGGGCAUCAUGAACGAAUGAAUGACCUGCUGCUGUGUGUGUGCGUGUGUCAGGUACGAGGCAGGCUCCGUCCGGUGCUGUGUGGGGGUCGCUGUGUUCCUAGGAGCAAGAGCAGAGGGUCCUGUGUGCGUGGCUGGGGCAUGCGUAUGGGGGGCGGCGGACGUACAGUGUGGGGUGAGGGGCCAUCCUCAUCAGCAGCAAUGUGCUGCUGCCCGCUGGGUUGCAGGGGCGUGGGGAGGCGAUGGGCAAGGGGAGGGGGGCGGGAGCGAGGUGCCGGCCGAAUGGGCGGCGGCGGGCUCGUUCAGACGACGAG